Ascoidea rubescens DSM 1968 is the source of this 1076-nucleotide messenger RNA. RefSeq lists its product as uncharacterized. The transcript has a single exon. Lineage: Eukaryota; Fungi; Ascomycota; Saccharomycetes; Ascoideales; Ascoideaceae. The record is from RefSeq and is a predicted model, not a curated record. The coding region runs from base 155 to 751 and encodes 198 amino acids.
CUUAUAUAUACCUCCCAUCUCUGUCUUUUAUUUCGUUUCUUGUACUUUAUUGCUUUCUCUGUUUUGCGUUUUCCAAUCAUUUUGCCAAUUACUCCGCCAGCUGUUCUCCCAAUCACUUUUCCUGAUUCAAUUUCCCUCUAUACUAUAUCCCACAAUGAUUUCCUUUCCAAAAUUCAGAUAUUCUACCUCCAGUGACACAUCUUCUGACAGCUCCAACUCUAUAAAUAAAAUGAAAAAGAAAACCUCAAAGAAAUACAUAUACAUCCAAUUACUAAAUGAGUCUGAGAUCUACUACUCCAAGAAGCCAAAACUAUGCAUUCCAUCCUACAAAAUCCAAAAAAAUGAUCCCAAUUUCUAUUUGGAAUACAACUAUCCUUCGCCAAACUACUUGCAGAAAUAUUUCAGCAAACUAGGCUUUUACUUUGAUAUAGAUUUGAUAAAAAGCCCUCUCGAUUUCGGCUACUACAAAGUUUACAACCAGUUUUACUUGGACUCAUUCUCAAACUCUUCUUCUAACUCUUUGAAAUCUAUAGUCUACAAGAAAAAUCUAAAAAAACUAACCUCUUCCAGAAUCAAUAACACCCAUAGCCAUAAUUACACUCUAAAAUUCGGGUGCAAAUGUGGUGAAUGUGGCCAAUUUAUUGAAAUCAUAUUGAAUCAUGAUCUAUUCGACUAUGAUUUUAUUGAAAACAAUGACAGCUUCAUUCCUUACAUUUCAUAUUUUCGUCACUUCAUUCAGAAUCAUAUAUAAUUUUCUCCUAAUCAAUUUUAUCUACCCAUUUAUACCAUACCAUAUCAUACCAUAUCAUAUCAUAUAUCAUACUAUAUCUUAACUUUUCAUUCCAUUUAUCUUAUAUUAAUAUCUAUCUACCUAUCUAAUGAUUCUCACGAUUCUUAUUCUACUUACCAUCCUAUCCUACCCUCCUUUUACUUUCUUUUUCCUCUCGUGUGUAUUAUACAAAUUCUACAUUUCCCUAAUUACUCUAUUAAUCUUAAUCUCAAUCUUAAUCUCAAUUUUUUCUUUUGUUGAUCAAAUUAAAAAUUUUACAUUAAGAUUAACAAUUGUGUGUGUGUGU